This is a messenger RNA of Pestalotiopsis fici W106-1, 1104 nucleotides long. RefSeq names its product putative L-asparaginase 3. NCBI's taxonomy places the organism in Eukaryota, Fungi, Ascomycota, Sordariomycetes, Amphisphaeriales, Sporocadaceae. Gene Ontology annotation, molecular function: asparaginase activity. Bases 1 to 1104 code for a protein of 367 amino acids. The transcript has a single exon. The record is from RefSeq and is a predicted model, not a curated record.
AUGUUGUCUUCCAAGCUUCUCUUGGCUCUCCAGGCUGGCCUUGCCUUGGCCACGCCGAUGCGAGUAUCAGCACCCCCGGCUGCCGCCCGGUUGACUGUCCGUGAGGAAGGGGUGUACAAUGCUAGCCACCCCAACAUUACCAUUUUCGCGACUGGAGGUACCAUUGCUGGCAGCGCGUCCAGCAGCGACCAGACCACUGGGUACCAAGCGGGUGCCCUCGGUGUCGAGACUCUGAUCGCGGCUGUUCCGCAGCUGUGGAACGUCUCCAACCCAUCGGGCAUACAAGUUGCCAAUGUGGGCUCCGAAGCCAUCACCCCGGCGAUCCUGCUCAACAUGACCAAGCAGAUCCAGGCUGAGCUUGACAGCCCCUACUGCCAGGGCGUUGUUGUCACGCAUGGUACCGACACCCUCGAGGAGACGGCCUUCUUCCUCGACCUCACUCUCCGCACCGAGAAGCCAGUCGUCAUUGUGGGUGCAAUGCGCCCGGCAACUGCGAUUAGUGCCGACGGCCCCAUCAACCUGCUCGAGGCCGUCACUCUUGCCGCGAGCGAGUCCGCUCGGGGCCGAGGUGCCAUGGUGGUGCUGAACGACCGCAUCGCCAGCGCCUACUACGUGACCAAGACAAACGCCAACGCCGUCGACACAUUCAAGGCUUACGAGCAGGGCUUCCUGGGUUUCUUCAUUGACAUCAAGCCCAUAUUCUACUAUGCUUCUGCCCUGCCAGUGGGUAAGCCAUACUUUGACCUGUCCAACACGACCGUCUUGCCCCAGGUUGAUAUCUUGUAUGGAUACCAGGGCCUGAACCCGGCUCUUGCGACUGCAGCUGUUGAGACUGGUGCCAAGGGUCUCGUACUGGCCGGUAUGGGCGCCGGAGGCUGGACGGAUGACGGGUCCGAGGUCAUCACCAGCCUGAUUGCCGAAAACGGUACGGCCGUUGUCGACUCGCGCAGAACAAUGGACGGCUAUGUCGAGGCUGCCGAUACCGAGGGAUACUAUGGUGGCGGCUGGCUGAACCCGCAAAAGGCCCGCAUCAGCCUUCAGCUCGCCAUCAAUGCGGGUUAUGCUGAUGCUCAGAUGAGGACGCUAUUCGAGUUUGCUGGUUAA